AUGCACAGCGACCUCGACAUCUCAGGCUGCACCGCUCUGGGGGACAAGGGCCUCAUUGCCCUGUUGAAGGGUCUUUCGUCCGUAUCGGAGUCAGCGGAUAGUGCCGUCCGACUCUGGGCGGUCCUGACGCUUGCAUUUUGUGAUCUAGGGGACGAGGGACUACAGGCGGCACUCGCUGCUGCCGAGAAGAUCCAGCUACAGUACCUCUGGAUGGGUAGCAACAGAAUCGAGCUUCGAGCCGAUCUCACCCCUUCUAUCUGCUCAAUCAAUUCCAUUCACUUGCGGUGCCUCUCCCUCAGCGGCAACCCUCGCCUACUUUCAGCUUCGGUCAUCCUCCUCUUCGACACCCUUUCCGCCCCUAAUCUUCACAGCCUCAACCUCGCUGGCUGCGAGAUCGGGACCGAGGCCGGCGCCGCCAUCGGAGGCUACCUCUGUAGUAAGCGAUCGCGUUCACUCCAGUCCCUCCAUCUCGGACACAACACGUUCACGCUGGACGACAUUCGGCGGAUCAUUGACGCGGUAGAGCGUGGAUGCUUUACGCUGCUGCAGAUGGGCCAUCAUUCGAAUCCUCCGCUCGUUCUCCAUCCCACAGCUUUGUAUGGAGAGGAUCCCGUCGUGGACGCGCGGAUCCAGGUGUAG
Molecule: messenger RNA, 639 nt
Organism: Dioszegia hungarica
Lineage: Eukaryota; Fungi; Basidiomycota; Tremellomycetes; Tremellales; Bulleribasidiaceae
Exons: 2
Coding region: 1-639 (212 amino acids)
Molecular function (GO): protein binding
Source: RefSeq, a predicted model, not a curated record